UUUGACGCUUCUUUCUUUCUCUUUUGUAAACAGUUGGUGAUCAUAAACAACCGCGGUUCCGUUAAUAAAAAAGUUUAAUAUAUCUUAUUUCAACUAUACAUCAUCUUUUGAUAUGGCGCUGGCUUUACAGAAACGAAACAACGUGCGACUGCCCCCGGAAGUCAACCGAGUUUUGUAUGUUCGUAAUCUUCCCUACAAGAUUACCUCCGAUGAAAUGUAUGAUAUUUUUGGUAAAUAUGGUGCUAUCCGGCAGAUCCGAGUAGGUAACACUCCGGAAACGCGUGGAACAGCCUUUGUAGUGUAUGAGGAUAUAUUUGAUGCCAAGAACGCAUGCGACCACCUGUCCGGAUUCAAUGUAUGUAAUCGGUAUCUGGUGGUACUCUAUUACCAAUCAACGAAAGCUUUCAAGAGGUUAGACGUAGACAAAAAACAGGAAGAGCUGGAUCAGAUGAAGGCGAAGUACAAUAUUAAUUUCGACGAGUAAUAUGUAAUUUAAUACGCUGCUAAUAAAACUUGGCAAUAAUGGAAAAUUAUA
Molecule: messenger RNA, 535 nt
Organism: Topomyia yanbarensis
Lineage: Eukaryota; Metazoa; Arthropoda; Insecta; Diptera; Culicidae
Gene: Sf3b6
Product: splicing factor 3B subunit 6
Exons: 3
Coding region: 113-484 (123 amino acids)
Cellular component (GO): ribonucleoprotein complex; cytoplasm; nucleus
Molecular function (GO): mRNA binding
Source: RefSeq, a predicted model, not a curated record